AUGACAAAUAGCAGCAAUAAUGGAGGACGAAUCAGCUGCACUGACUCAUUGAAUUCAUAUAAAAAUGAAUUUUACCACAUGAACCACAAGUACCGAGGUAAAGCCAUCAUUUUUAGUCAUGAUAGCUUCGAUAUCGAUAUCCCACCACGAGCCGGUACUCGAAAAGAUUGUAAUAACUUAGACGAAUGCUUAACAACGUUGGGAUUUGAUGUCAAUAUAUUUCAUAAUUUAAAAUACACAAAUAUUAUGAAACAGAUUAAACAAACAGCUGAGGUGAAUCACUCCGAACACGAUUGUCUACUCGUCAUGGUUUUAAGCCACGGACAUUCGGGAUUGCUCUAUGCCAGAGAUACCCACUACAGAGCGGAAAACCUGUGGAAUCCUUUUAUUGAUGCAAAAUGUCCCACGCUUGCUGGUAAACCAAAGUUAUUCAUGUUUCAAGCGUGCCAAGGUGAAGAAUAUGAUAACGGAAUUACACUACAACGAAAGAUAGAGACAGAUGGCUGGUAUGAACCUCAUAAAAUUCCAAGUCAUCCUGAUUUUCUACUUGUACUUUCUACUGUACCUGGAUAUUUCGCGUGGAGAAAUUCUGAUCAUGGAUCCUGGUUCAUUCAGGCACUUUAUGAAGAGUUAACCUACACAGCAGAAGAUCCUAUUGAUAUUUUGACUCUAUUAACUUUUGUAUGCCAAAAAGUUGCAUUAAAUUUUGAAUCUAACACCUCUGAGGACGCUAGUAAUUACAAAAAACAAGUUCCAUGUUUUUCAAGUAUGCUAACCCGUCGUUUAGUGUUAACAAGAAAACCAAAUGGUAAAUCAAGCAAGAGGGAUAGUUUUUUUGAUAGCUUUAACAAAUAUUUCAGUUCCUUUCAGUUUAAAUAG
Spodoptera littoralis (African cotton leafworm) is the source of this 879-nucleotide messenger RNA. Lineage: Eukaryota; Metazoa; Arthropoda; Insecta; Lepidoptera; Noctuidae. The record is from the annotation of a GenBank genome assembly.